Molecule: messenger RNA, 528 nt
Organism: Lecanosticta acicola
Lineage: Eukaryota; Fungi; Ascomycota; Dothideomycetes; Mycosphaerellales; Mycosphaerellaceae
Source: the annotation of a GenBank genome assembly
AUGGCUGACGCGACGAAUCGCGUCCAAAAAUCCACAAUCUAUAUCGGCGGUCUCGACAACCAAGUCACUACGCAAACUCUUCACGAUGCCUUCGUCCCUUUCGGCGAGAUAGUGGACAUCUCGCUUCCCAAGCCCGAACUAGCAUCUUCCAAAGAACCCCAUAGAGGCUUCGGCUAUGUCGAGUUCUCAUCGACAGAGGAUGCCGCCGAAGCCAUUGACAAUAUGGAUCAAUCCGAGCUCUACGGCCGCGUGAUCAAGGUGAACCAAGCGAAACCACAGAAGGAUGCGAGUGAAGGACUCGGAAGCAAGACAGCAAUCUGGGAACAGGUACUAUUUACCCUCUGCCCAUAUGUGAUCUCAUCUGUGGCGAAUUUCUGACCGUGAUGCUAGGAGGGUUAUGCAGCGAAGUACGGUGUCAAUCAAGAAGGCGAUGAGAUGGCUACAGAUGGCGGCCAGCAAGACCAUGAACCGAUGGAUCCAAUGCAAGGACUGGAGGGUCUAGCAGAGGCUGGACCGCGAAUGCAGUGA